AUGUUUGCAUACUAUCCACCACUUCAUAACAACUACAUCUAUACUCCUUAUCAACCGCGAUUCUAUAACCCGAUACCGCGUCAUCGCAAUGAAUCAUAUUACGCUCCUACAACACCUAUGUACAAUAUAAUUGCGGAUCCAUACGAACAACGACGACGAGCACAGGAGGCAGUUCAGCAGAAACAACGCCGUCGCGAACGAGAAAAUCAAGCUCGUCAACACGCAUAUAGACAGUGGGCUCACGAACAAGAAGCAAAACGUGAUGCAAUGAAAAAAGCAUUUGAACGACAUUCAUAUCCAAAUGACAAUGACAUAAAUCUUAACAAGUUCGUUCCUCCCACUAGUCCGCGAAUAAGGAGGAUUCCAAUUCAAUCUGGUAGUAGCAACGGCAAUCGAUAUACGCGAAAAGAAGCUGCAAAACGCAUAGUAAGAUUUAUUCGUCAUCAUCGAGCCAAUUCGAUUACUCGUCACAUUUUGCGUAAACUUCGUGAACUUAGAAUAAUUGAGCAACAAUUAGGUAAUCUAGAUAAACAAUCAAUCUCUUCAUUGACAUUAUCCUUCGAUGAUGAACAUGGAAAGCAAGUUUUGCCAAAUACUCCAGACAACAAAAGGUUUAUUGGGUACGAAGAAGCCAUUCUAAAGAUCUUAGAUCAAUUAGAUCGCAUUGACAGUAAUGGAUUGGAAGUUAUACGAGAAAGGAGAAAACAUAUUGUUAUGAUUGCUCAAAAGAUGUUGGGUGAGUUGGAUUUAAUAAAGAACGAACAAUGGUCCAGGUUUAAUAAAAAGGACAAUAAGGAAAUAGAUGGAAAUUUCCUGAAAUGCGAAGAAAAAUCUUCGUCGGUAGACAAUGAGGAUAUCGAAAAUCUUUCACCAACACAAAAUAUUCAAAAUAAAAUCGAGCGAUCCGAAUCGCAAACAGAACUUAAAGAACUAUCUUUAAAUGAUCACGAAUCUAAUGAUCAAAAUGAAGAUACCCUAACGAUAAAACCCAACAUUGAAACGAAAACUUCAAUCGACACAAAAUCUGACACAACGGGAGUCGAAAAUGAAGUACCGUUCUCAGAGUCGAUGGAAACUGUAACCGAAAAAGUAAAAGAAGUAUCGUUAGAGAAUAACGUUAAUAAUAGUAUUGUAGAUAAACCUAAUUUAUAG
Molecule: messenger RNA, 1152 nt
Organism: Ambispora leptoticha
Lineage: Eukaryota; Fungi; Glomeromycota; Glomeromycetes; Archaeosporales; Ambisporaceae
Source: the annotation of a GenBank genome assembly